This is a messenger RNA of Balaenoptera acutorostrata (minke whale), 13897 nucleotides long. RefSeq names its product lysosomal trafficking regulator (gene LYST). Gene Ontology annotation, biological process: intracellular protein localization. Lineage: Eukaryota; Metazoa; Chordata; Mammalia; Artiodactyla; Balaenopteridae. Gene Ontology annotation, cellular component: membrane; cytosol. The coding region runs from base 592 to 12000 and encodes 3802 amino acids. The record is from RefSeq and is a predicted model, not a curated record. Gene Ontology annotation, molecular function: protein kinase binding. The transcript has 53 exons.
UCACCAAAUGAAAAAGCAGCAGAGGGCUCACAAGAAGUCCUUUCCAAUGACGAUCUGGCUUUGAAAAGAGCAGCUGUAGUGCCGGAGUGUUUGGUGCAUUGCCUCUUUUGGCCGAGUAUCCAUUCUUCCAUGGGGAAGUGGUGUUGGGAGGUUCUUGUGGUGCACGAAGCUAUUCCUCUGCCAUUUGCUCCCAGGGACAUCAGAGAGUGCAGCAGGAUUUGCCUUUGCCAUUUAAUGGGGUUUCAGUUUGUUUGACUCAACUGGGCAUGUUCUUAUAAUGCCAGGAGAAUGAUUCUAUCCUAAGUCAGCUGAACAGAAGCCAGAAGUGAACUGCAAACAAGAGACCCGGCUUGCAUAACAGCAUGGAGGAGACCAGUUUCACUGCAGCAACACAGCGUAGGUGGUUGCUAAUGAGCCUUCAGUGAAACUGCCUACAGAGUGACGACCAAAGGGAAGAGUUCCCUGCUCACCUGAAAAAGACAGUCACUGUACAGGUCAAGCUUUGUUCUAAGAUUAUUUGUUUCGUCUAGUUCAUGAGCUCAAAUCAUAAAGACCCUAAAUGUUACAGAAGUGUUGAAAGAUUGCUCGGUCAUGAGCACUGACAGUAACUCAUUGGCACGUGAAUUUCUGACCGAUGUCAACCGGCUUUGCAAUGCGGUGGUCCAGAGAGUGGGGGCCAAGGAGGAAGAAGAGGAGGAGACACACAUGGCAACCCUUGGACAAUACCUCGUCCACGGCCGAGGAUUUCUGUUACUUACCAAGCUAAAUUCUAUUAUUGAUCAGGCAUUGACAUGUAGAGAAGAACUCCUUACCCUUCUUCUGUCACUCCUUCCACUGGUAUGGAAGAUACCUGUUCAACUAGAAAAGGCAACAGAUUUUAAUCUACCGUUCUCAGCUGAUAUAAUCCUGACCAAAGAAAAGAACUCAAGUUCUCAAAGAUCUACUCAGGAAAAAUUAUAUUUAGAAGGAAGCACCCCAGCCGGUCAGGUUUCUGCAGAAGUAAAUGUUUUUCGACAAAGCAGACGGCAGCGUAAAACUACCCAUCGCUAUUCUGUAAGAGAUGCAAGAAAGACACAGCUCUCCACCUCAGAUUCAGAAGUCAAUUCAGAUGACAAAAGUAUAGUAAUGACUAAGCAUAGAAGGUCCCAUCUGCUGAAGCAUUUUAUAACACAGUCUCCUAAAGAAGACCACCUUACAGCUAAGCUUGACCACUUAUCAACCAAAGAACAGACCCUUCCUGAUACCAUGGCUUUGGAAAAUUCCAGAGAGAAGAUUCCAAGACAAGAGUCAAACACUGACAUUUUAAGUGAGCCAGCGGCCUUGUCUAUCAUCAGUCACAUGCACAAUUCUCCAUUUGACUUAUGUCAUGUUUUGUUAUCUUUAUUAGAGAAAGUUUGUAAGUUUGACAUUACCUUGAAUCAUAAUUCUGCUCUAGCCGCCAGUGUAGUGCCCACGCUGACUGAGUUCCUAGUGGGUUUUGGGGACUGCUGUAAUCUCAGCGACAAUUUGGAGAGUCGGAUGGUUUCUGCAGGUUGGACUGAAGAACCGGUGGCUUUGAUUCAACGGAUGCUUUUUCGAACAGUGUUGCAUCUUAUGUCAGUAGAUAUCAGUAUGGCAGAGAUGAUGCCAGAAAGUCUUCGAAAAAAUUUAACGGAAUUGCUUAGAGCAGCUUUAAAAAUUAGAACUUGCCUAGAAAAGCAGCCCGACCCUUUUGCACCAAGACAAAAGAAAACACUACAAGAGGUUCAGGAAGAUUUUGUGUUUUCCAAGUAUCGCCAUAGAGCGCUUCUUUUACCUGAGCUCCUAGAGGGAGUUUUACAGAUCCUGAUCUGUUGUCUUCAAAGUGCAGCUUCAAAUCCUUUCUUCUUCAGUCAAGCCAUGGAUCUGGUUCAAGAAUUCAUUCAGCAUCAUGGAUUUCAUUUACUUGAAACAGCAGUUCUUCAAAUGGAGUGGCUGGUUGUAAGAGAUGGGGUUCCUCCUGAGGCCUCAGAACAUUUGAAAGCCCUCAUCAAUAGUGUGAUGAAAAUAAUGAGCACUGUCAAAAAAGUGAAAUCAGAGCAACUUCAUCAUUCAAUGUGUACAAGAAAAAGGCACAGACGGUGUGAAUAUUCCCACCUCAUGCAUCACCACAGAGAUCUCUCAGGUCUGCUGGUUUCGGCUUUUAAAAACCAAGUUUCCAAAAGCCCGUUUGAAGAGACGGCAGAUGGAGACGUGUAUUACCCGGAGCGGUGCUGUUGCAUUGCAGUGUGUGCUCACCAGUGUUUACGCUUACUGCAGCAGGCUUCCUUGAGCAGCACGUGCGUCCAGAUUCUCUCGGGUGUUCAGAACAUCGGCAUAUGCUGUUGUAUGGAUCCCAAAUCUGUGAUCAUUCCUUUGCUCUAUGCUUUUAAAUCGCCAGCACUGAAAAACUGUCGGCAGCAUAUAUUAAAUAUUCUUAACAAACUUAUUUUGGAUCAGUUAGGAGGAGCCGAGAUACCACAAAAAACUAAGAAAGCAGCUUGCAAUAUUUGUACCGUUGACUCAGAUCAACUAGCCAAAUUAGAAGAGACCCUGCAGGGAAACGCAUGCGAUGCUGAACCUUCCUCAGGUUUAUCCAGUCCUUCUUACAGAUUUCAAGGGAUCCUGCCCAGCAGUGGAUCUGAAGACUUGUUGUGGAAAUGGGAUGCCUUAGAGGCUUAUCAGAAUUUUGUUUUUGAAGAAGACAGAUUAUGUAGUGUGCAGAUUGCAAGUCACAUUUCCAGUUUAAUGCAGAAAGGCAAUAUAGUUGUCCAGUGGAAAUUGUAUAACUACAUAUUUAAUCCUGUGCUCCAAAGAGGAGUUGAAUUAGCACAUCAUUGUCAACAGCUCGGCAUUACUUCAGCUCAGACUCAUGUAUGUAGCCAUCAGAACCAGUGUUUGCCCCAGGAAGUGGUUCAGAUUUAUUUAAAAACUCUGCCUACCCUGCUUAAAUCAAGGGUAAUAAGAGAUUUGUUUUUAAGUUGUAAUGGAGUGAACCAAAUAAUUGAAUUAAAUUACUUAGAUGGUAUUCGAAAUCACUCGCUAAAAGCAUUUGAAACUCUGAUAAUCAGCCUAGGGCAACAACAGAAAGAUUCUUCAAUUCCAGGUAUUGAUGGGACAGACUUUGAUCAGAAGGAGCUGUCGUCUUUAAAUAUCAGUACUUUGUACAACCAGCAAGCUUAUUCAGAUUCUCAGAGUCUUAGCAAAUUUUAUGCCCGCCUCAAAGAUGCUUAUCCAAAGAAACGGAAGUCUGUCACCCAGGAUGUUCAUAUCAACACGAUAAACCUCUUCCUCUGUGUGGCGUUCUUGUGCGUAAGUAAAGAAGCAGAAUCUGAUAGAGAGUCAGCCAAUGAUUCAGAAGAUACUUCUGGCUACGACAGUACAGCGAGCGAGCCUUUGCAACACAUGCUGCCAUGUUUCUGUCUCGAGAGCCUCGUCCUGCCCUCUCGCAAACACAUGCACCAAGCAGCAGACAUUUGGUCAAUGUGUCAUUGGAUCUACAUGUUGAGUCCAGUUUUCCAGAAACAGUUUUAUAGGCUUGGUGGUUUCCGAGUAUGCCAUAAAUUAAUAUUUAUGAUAAUACAGGAACUAUUCAGAAGUCCUGAAGAGGAGCAAGGGAAAAAGGAGGGGGAUAUAAAUGUAGAUGAAAACCAAGAUUUACACAGACCUUCUCAAUCUGAGAUCACUGUGAAGGAAGAUUUAUUGUCUUUGACUGUGAAAAGUGACCCCACACCAUCAGAACUGGGUAGUCUGAAAAAGAGUGCUGACAGUUUAGGUAAAUUGGAGUCACAGCCUAUUUCUUCCAUGAAUGUGGGACAAACUCCAGCCACGGAAGCUGCUCCUGAGGAAGCAAAAGUAUUUACGAAUCGAGAAAGCGAGACGUCACUUCAGGGUAUACGACUUUUGGAAGCCCUUUUGGCUAUUUGUCUUCAUGGCACCGGAGCUAGUCAGCAAAAGAUGGAAUUGGAGCUACCUAAUCAGAACUUGUCUGUGGAAAAUAUACUGCUUGAAAUGAGGAGCCAUCUUUCCAAGUCAAAGGUGACUGAAACAGAAUUAGCAAAGCCUUUAUUUGAUGCCCUGCUUCGAGUUGCACUGGGGAAUCAUUCAGCAGAUUUUGAACACGAUGAUGCUGUGACUGAGAAGAGUCAUCAGUCUGAAGAAGAAUUGUCAUCCCAACCUAGUGAUUUUUCAGAAGAAGCUGAGGAUCCUCAGUGUUGCAGUAUUAAACUUUUGGUUGAAGAAGAAGGUUAUGAAGCAGAUACUGAAAGCAAUCCUGAGGACAGUGAAACCUGGGAUGAUGGGGUAGACUUAAAGCCUGAAGUAGAAAGUUUCAGUGCAUCAAGCAGUCCAAACGACUUACUUGAAAACCUCACUCAAGGGGAAAUAAUUUAUCCUGAGAUUUGUAUGCUGGAAUUAAAUUUGCUUUCUACUGGUAAAGCCAAACUUGAUGUGCUUGCCCAUGUAUUUGAGAGUUUUUUGAAAAUCAUCAGACAGAAAGAAAAGAAUAUUUUUCUACUCAUGCAACAGGGAACUGUGAAAAAUCUUUUAGGAGGGUUCUUGAGUAUUUUAACACAGACUGAUUCUGAUUUUCAAGCAUGCCAGAGAGUACUGGUGGAUCUUUUGGUAUCUUUGAUGAGUUCAAGAACAUGUUCGGAAGAGCUAACCCUUCUUUUGAGAAUAUUUCUGGAGAAAUCUCCUUGUACAGAAAUUCUUCUUCUGGGUAUUCUGAAAAUUGUUGAAAGUGACAUUACUAUGAGUCCUUCACAGUAUCUAACCUUCCCUUUGCUACAUACUCCAAAUUUAAGCAAUGGUGUUUCAUCUUUUUCACAAAAGUGUCCCGGGAUUCUAAACAGUAAGGCCAUGGGGUUAUUAAGAAGAGCACGAGUUUCGCGGAGCAAGAAGGAAGGUGACAGUGACAGUUUUCCCCAGCAGCUGCUUUCCUCUUGGCACGUAGCCCCCGUCCACUUGCCAUUGCUAGGACAAAACUGCUGGCCACACCUGUCGGAAGGUUUCAGCGUUUCACUGUGGUUUAAUGUGGAGCGCAUUCACGAAGCUGAGAGUACCACAGAAAAAGGAAAGAAGACAAAGAAAAGAAACAAAUCGUUAAUUCUACUGGAUAGUAGUUUUGGUGGAUCAGAGCACAGCAGACCGGAAGGUGCAGAGUACGUGAGUCCCAGUGAAAGGCUCAUAGAGGAAGGCUGUAUUCAUAUGAUCUCAUUGGGAUCCAAAGCGCUGAUGAUCCAAGUGUGGGCUGAUCCCCACAGUGGCACUUUAAUCUUUCGUGUGUGCAUGGAUUCAAAUGACGAUACGAAAGCUGUUUUACUAGCACAGGUUGAAUCACAGGAGAAUAUUUUCCUUCCAAGCAAAUGGCAACAUUUAGUACUCACCUACUUGCAGCAGCCCCAAGGGAAAAAGAAUAUCCAUGGGAAGAUGUCCAUAUGGGUCUCUGGACAGAGGAAGCCUGAUGUUACUUUGGAUUUUACGCUUCCGAGAAAAACAAGUUUGUCAUCUGACAGCAAUAAAACAUUUUGCAUGGUCGGCCAUUGUUUAUCAUCCCAAGAAGAAUUUCUGCAGUUGGCUGGCAAAUGGGACCUGGGAAAUUUACUUCUCUUCAAUGGAGCUAAGAUUGGCUCACAAGAGGCAUUUUAUUUAUAUGCUUGUGGACCCAAUCAUACAUCCAUAAUGCCAUGUAAAUAUGGCAAGCCUGUGAAUGACUACUCCAAAUAUAUUAAUAAAGAAAUUUUGCAGUGUGAACAAAUCAGAGAACUUUUUAUGACCAACAAAGAUGUCGACAUUGGUCUUCUAAUUGAAAAUCUUUCAGUUGUGUAUACCACUUACUGCCCUGCUCAGUACACCAUCUACGAGCCAGUUAUUAGACUUAAAGGCCAAAUGAAAACCCAACUCUCUCAAAGACCCUUCAGCUCAAAAGAAGUUCACAGCAUCUUACUAGAACCUUAUCAUCUAAAGAAUCUCCGACCCACUGAAUGUAAAACCCUUCAAGGCAUUCUGCACGAGAUUGGUGGAACUGGUAUAUUUGUCUUUCUCUUUGCUAGGGUUGUGGAACUCAGUAUCUGUGAAGAAACUCAAGCAUUAGCACUGAGAAUUAUACUCUCAUUAAUUAAAUACAACCAACAGAGAAUACAUGAAUUAGAAAAUUGUAAUGGACUUUCCAUGAUUCAUCAGGUGUUGAUCAAACAAAAAUGCAUUGUGGGCUUUCACAUUUUGAAGACCCUUCUUGAAGGUUGCUGUGGUGAAGAUAUUAUUCAUAUCAGUGAGAAUGGAGAAUUUAAGUUGGAUGCCGAGUCUAAUGCUAUAAUCCAGGAUGUUAAACUGCUAGAGGAGCUAUUGCUAGACUGGAGGAUAUGGAAUAAAGCAGAGCAAGGUGUUUGGGAAACUCUGCUGGCAGCCCUAGAAGUCCUCCUCAGAGCGGAUCACCAGCAGCAGAUGUUUAAUAUUAAGCAGUUACUGAAAGCUCGAGUGGUGCAUCACUUUCUACUGACUUGCCAGGUUUUGCAGGAACACAAAGAGGGGCAGCUUACAUCCAUGCCCCGAGAGGUUUGUAGAUCAUUUGUGAAAAUUAUAGCAGAAGUCCUUGGGUCUCCUCCAGAUCUGGAAUUAUUGGCAGCCGUCUUCAGUUUCCUUUUAGCAGCUCACCCUCCUACCAAUACUUACGUUUGCCAUAACCCUGCAGGCUUCUACUUUUCUUUGCACAUAGAUGGCAAGAUCUUUCAGGAGAAAGUACAGUCAAUCAUGUACCUGAGGCAUUCUAGCAGUGGAGGAAAGUCUGUUACUAGCCCUGGAUUUAUGGUAAUAAGCCCAUCUGGUUUCACUGCUUCACCACCUGAAGGAAACAAUUCCUCCAGUACUCUUCCACAGCAGAUGACUGCCAGCAUGCUGCGUUCUAGAAGCCUACCAGCAUUUCCUACUUCUUCACCUCAAAUACAACCACGAAAAUUGACUGGAAGUUUGGGUUGUAGUAUUGACAAGUUACAAAGCGUUGUAGGUAAUGAUGUUGCUUCCCAACCAGAGAAAUGGAGCCCUCAGCGGAGUUCCGAGACGCUGAAGAAAGGCAAAGAAGAUGCUUUUGUCAGUAGCUGUGAGUCUGCAGAAACGGUUUGUGAAAUGGAAGCUGUCCUUUCAGCCCAUGCCUCUGUCAGUGGUGUCCCAAAAGGAACAUCGGGACUUCCAGUGGUCAAAGUAGAUCAGAAAGAGGUGGGAACAGAACCCAGAUCAGAUGAUGACAGUCUUGGGGAUGAGUUCUGCCCACGCCGACCUGAUUACCUGAAGGGACUGGCCUCGUUCCAGCAAAGCCACAGCACUAUUGCAAGCCUUGGUCUAGCUUUUCCCUCACAGAAUGGCUCUGCAGCUGUCGGCCGGUGGCCAAGUCUUGUUGACAGGAACACCGAAGACUGGGAAAACUUUGCCUUUUCUCUCCGUUAUGAGCCAAACCACAACCGAAAUAGAAGUGCUCACAGUGUAACUGAAGAUUGUUUGGUACCUGUAUGCUGUGGGUUGUAUGAACUCUUAAGCGGAGUUCUUCUCAUCCUGCCUGAUGUUAUGCUGGAAGACGUGAUGGACAGGCUCAUUCAAGCAGAUACGCUGUUGGUCCUCGUUAACCACCCAUCACCUGCUGUGCAACAAGGAGUUAUUAAACUAUUAGAUGCAUAUUUUAAUAGAGCAUCUAAGGAACAAAAGGAUAAAUUUCUGAAGAAUCGUGGCUUUUCCUUGCUAGCCAACCAGUUGUAUCUUCAUCGGGGAACUCAGGAAUUAUUAGAAUCCUUCAUUGAAAUGUUCUUUGGCCGACAUGCUGGCCUUGAUGAAGAAUUUGAUCUGGAAGAUGUGAAAAACAUGGGACUUUUUCAGAAGUGGUCUGUCAUUCCUAUUCUGGGACUAAUAGAGACCUCCUUAUAUGACAACGUGCUCUUGCAUAACGCUCUCUUACUUCUUCUCCAAGUAUUAAAUUCUUGUUCUAAGGUAGCAGAUAUGUUGUUGGAUAAUGGUCUACUCUACGUGUUAUGUAAUACAGUAGCAGCUCUGAAUGGAUUAGAAAAGAACGUUCCUUUGAAUGAAUACAGAUUGCUUGUUUGUGAUCUGCAGCAACUUUUCAUAGCAGUUACAAUUCAUGCUUGCAGUUCCUCAGGCUCACAAUAUUUUAGAGUUAUUGAAGAUCUUAUUGUACUGCUUGGAUAUCUUCAAAAUAGCAAAAGCAAGAGGACCCAAAAUAUGGCUGUUGCACUACAGUAUAGAGUUCUCCAGGCUGCUAUGGAGUUUAUAAGGACCACCGCAAAUCAUGACACUGAAAACCUUACAGAUUCAUCUCAGUCACCAUCUGCUCCCCAUCAUGCAAUAUUUCAAAAACGAAAGAGCAUUGCUGGUCCUCGAAAAUUUCCCCUUGCUCAAACUGACUCUCUUCUGAUGAAAAUGCGUUCAGUAGCAAGUGAUGAACUUCAUAUGAUGAUCCAACGGAGAAUGAGCCAGGAGAAUCCUGUCCAGGCAACCGAAACAGAGCUUGCACAGAGACUGCAGCGGCUCACCAUUUUAGCAGUUAACAGGAUUAUUUAUCAAGAGUUUAAUCCAGACAUUAUUGACAUUUUGAGUACUCCAGAAAAUGCACCGCAAAGCAAGACCUCAGUUUCCCAGACUGAAAUUUCUGAAGAAAUUAUUUAUCAUGAACAGCCUUCUGCUUUCAAUCCAUUUCAGAAAGAAAUGUUCACAUAUCUGGUGGAAGGCUUCAAAGUAUCCACUGGUUCAAGUAAAGCCAGUGGUUCCAGACAGCAGUGGGCUAAAAUCUUAUGGUCUUGUAAGGAAACCUUCCGAAUGCAGCUUGGGAGACUGCUCGUGCAUAUUUUGUCACCAGCCCACCCUUCACAAGAGAGAAAGCAAAUUUUUGAAAUAGUUCGUGAACCAAAUCACCAGGAAAUACUACGAGACUGUCUUAGCCCAUCCCUGCAACAUGGAGCCAAGUUAGUUUUGUAUUUGUCAGAGUUGAUACAUAAUCACGAAGAUGAAUUGACUGAAGAAGAACGAGACACAGCAGAGCUGCUUAUGAGUGCUUUAAAGUUAUGUGGUCAAAAGUGCAUCCCCCCCAGUGCAUCGACAAAAUCAGACCUUAUUAAAGUGAUUAAAGAGGAACAAAAGAAAUAUGAAACUGAAGAACAUGUGAAUAAAGCCAACUGGCAGAAAACAGUUAAUAAUAAUCAGCAAAGUCUCUUUCAGCGUCUUGAUUCAAAAUCAAAGGAUAUAUCUAAAAUAGCUGCGGAUAUCACCCAGGCAGUGUCUCUUUCCCAAGGAAUUGAGAGAAAAAAGGUGAUCCAGCACAUCAGAGGAAUGUAUAAAGUGGAUCUGAGUGCCAGCAGACACUGGCAGGAGCUUAUUCAACAACUGACGCAUGACAGAGCAGUCUGGUAUGACCCCAUCUACUAUCCAACUUCAUGGCAGUUGGAUCCAACAGAAGGGCCAAAUCGAGAGAGAAGGCGCUUACAGAGAUGUUACUUAACUAUUCCAAAUAAGUAUCUCCUUAGGGAUAGACAAAAAUCAGAAGCAGAUGUGGUCAAACCACCACUCUCUUACCUAUUUGAAGACAAAACUCAUUCUUCUUUCUCUUCUACUGUAAAGGACAAAGCUGCAAGUGAGUCUAUAAGAGUGAAUCGAAGAUGUAUCAGCGUCGCACCAUCUAGAGAGACAGCUGGUGAAUUGUUGUUAGGUAAAUGUGGAAUGUAUUUUGUGGAAGAUAACGCUUCUGACACAGUUGAAAGUUCCAGCCUUCAGGGAGAAUUGGAACCAGCAUCAUUUUCCUGGACAUAUGAAGAAAUUAAAGAAGUUCACAAGCGUUGGUGGCAAUUGAGAGAUAAUGCAGUAGAAAUCUUUUUAACAAAUGGCAGAACACUCCUGUUGGCAUUUGAUAACACCAAGGUUCGUGACGAUGUGUACCACAGUAUACUAACGAAUAACCUCCCUAAUCUUCUGGAAUAUGGCAAUAUCACUGCUCUGACAAAUUUGUGGUAUACUGGACAAAUUACUAAUUUUGAAUAUUUGACUCACUUAAACAAACAUGCCGGCCGAUCCUUUAAUGAUCUCAUGCAGUAUCCAGUGUUCCCGUUUAUCCUAGCUGACUACGUUAGUGAGACCCUUGACCUCAGCGAUCCAUCAGUGUACAGAAAUCUCUCCAAGCCCAUAGCUGUGCAGUACAAAGAAAAAGAAGAUCGUUACGUGGACACAUACAAGUACCUGGAGGAGGAGUACCGCAAAGGAGCCCGGGAAGACGACCCGAUGCCGCCGGUGCAGCCCUACCACUACGGUUCCCACUACUCCAACAGCGGCACCGUGCUCCACUUCCUGGUCAGGAUGCCUCCGUUCACAAAGAUGUUUUUAGCCUAUCAAGAUCAGAGUUUUGACAUCCCAGACAGAACUUUUCAUUCUACAAACACAACCUGGCGUCUCUCCUCUUUUGAGUCUAUGACUGACGUGAAAGAACUUAUCCCAGAGUUUUUCUAUCUUCCAGAAUUCUUAGUUAACCGUGAAGGUUUCGAUUUUGGUGUACGCCAGAAUGGUGAACGGGUUAAUCACGUCAACCUCCCGCCUUGGGCACGUAACGAUCCUCGUCUUUUUAUCCUCAUCCAUAGACAGGCUCUAGAGUCUGACUACGUGUCCCAGAACAUCUGUCAGUGGAUCGACUUGGUAUUCGGGUAUAAGCAAAAAGGGAAGGCCUCUGUCCAAGCCAUCAAUGUGUUUCAUCCUGCUACAUAUUUUGGAAUGGAUGUCUCUGCAGUUGAAGAUCCAGUUCAGAGACGAGCACUGGAAACCAUGAUAAAAACCUACGGCCAGACCCCUCGCCAGCUGUUCCAGGCGGCCCAUGCGAGCAGACCUGGCUCCAAGCUCAACAUCGAAGGGGAGCUUCCUGCUGCCGUGGGGUUGUUAGUGCAGUUUGCUUUCAGAGAAACCAGAGAACAGGUCAAGGAAGUUCCCUAUCCGAGUCCUUUGUCAUGGAUAAAAGGCUUGAAAUGGGGGGAGUAUGUCGGUUCCCCAAGUGCCCCAGUACCUGUGGUCUGCUUCAGCCAGCCCCACGGAGAAAGAUUUGGUUCUCUCCAGGCUCUGCCCACUAGAGCAAUCUGCGGUUUGUCCCGAAAUUUCUGUCUUCUGAUGACGUACAGCAAAGAACAAGGUGUGAGAAGCAUGAACAGUACUGAUAUUCAGUGGUCCGCCAUCCUGAGCUGGGGAUAUGCUGAUAACAUUUUAAGGUUGAAGAGUAAACAAAGCGAGCCUCCAAUUAACUUUAUACAAAGUUCACAGCAGUAUCAGGUGACUAGUUGUGCUUGGGUACCGGACAGUUGCCAGCUGUUUACUGGGAGCAGAUGUGGUGUCGUCACGGCCUACACAAACAGAUUCAUGAGCGGCACGCCUUCAGAGAUAGAAAUGGAGUCUCAGAUACAUCUCUAUGGGCACACAGAAGAGAUAACCAGCUUGUUUGUCUGCAAACCAUACAGUAUAAUGAUAAGUGUGAGCAGAGAUGGAACCUGCAUCAUAUGGGAUUUAAACAGGUUGUGCUACGUACAAAGUCUGGCGGGACACAAAAGCCCUGUCACAGCCGUCUCUGCCAGUGAGACUACAGGUGACAUUGCCACCGUGUGUGACUCAGCUGGCGGGGGCAGUGACCUCAGACUCUGGACAGUGAACGGGGACCUCGUUGGACAUGUCCACUGCAGAGAGAUCAUUUGUUCCGUGGCUUUCUCUAACCAGCCUGAGGGGAUAUCUAUCAACGUGAUUGCUGGGGGAUUAGAAAAUGGAAUUGUAAGGUUAUGGAGUACUUGGGACCUAAAGCCUGUGCGGGAAAUUACAUUUCCUAAAUCAAAUAAGCCUAUUGUAAGCCUUACAUUUUCCUGCGAUGGCCACCAUUUGUACACCGCAAACAGUGAUGGGACCGUGAUCGCCUGGUGUCGGAAGGACCAGCAGCGCCUGAAACAGCCAAUGUUCUAUUCCUUCCUCAGCAGCUAUGCAGCUGGAUGAGUGAGGAGAACCUCGCAUUCUGCAAGGCACUUUAACUCCAAGCUAGAUUUGCUGACUUCGCCAGUUACAGGAGGUCAAACCCGAAGAAAUGGAUGACCAAACAAACCAUCCAAGUAAUGAUAAAGUCUAUUCAUCUGCACAAAAUUCUGCAGCCUCACAAGGUCCUGAGAGGAAAGUUUUGUUUAGUAAUAACCUGGAGGGUGUGUCAGUAUGCACUAACCAACAAGGUUGAAGUCUGGCACAGUAAAUUAAAAUCAUAUUCUUAAAGUUUUUUUUCCAUAGAGGAUUCUAAAGAAAAGAUGAGCAUCUCUCUAUUUCUGUUUUCUAUUACUUUCUAUUUUCUAUUACUCCAAAAAAGCCAGUGGAAUUUAAAUUGGUUAGCUGUUUGUAUAAAAUGCUCUAAAGAUUAUAUUUUAAAAGUUUUCUGCCAAGAUAACACACCCACUCCACUACCCCCAAAAAAGGAAAGAUAAGGAUAAAGAAUUCAGGACUUAAUCAUUGCUUUCUUUGAGAAGUAUGAAAUUCAGUAGGUGCCUCUGCACCAUUUUUUGGAAUAUCUGAAUAUUUGAAUCUCAGUGUUAGGCAGUUUUUGCCUGUUGCCUUCUUAGCUCAAAGUAGAACCAGACUUUUUGACAGUCACAAACAACAACACAAGUAUCUUUGAUUUUCAGACACAUUCUGUUUCUUCAUAAAAAUCCUACUUAAAAUCCAUAGCACUAGAUAUGGAAUAUCCUUAGUUGAGCCACUAAGAUUUAAACACAAUGAUAAUUCUUUUAAUAUCUGCCAUUUACAGAGCAUUGAAUACUUAACAAUUUGCAAUAGAAAGCCUCCAUUUCAGAAAAAGUUUGCACAGAUAUUAAUAAUGCAGUCCAGUUAAGGCAUUUAAUCUAAUAUGCAGGAGGAGUUUUCUUCCCCAAAACAGAAUUACAAAAGAAAAGGACACAGCUUACUUCGUUUUAAACAGGAGGCAGAAUAAUUCUUUUAGGAAGCAGUUUCCACUGUUUCUACUAACCUAUACCACUUGAGAAUUCUAGGAACAAUAGAAAAAUCUGUGUACUCCACAGCAAACUUACACAUGAUAAAGACAGAAUUUCUAAAAAUCCUGGAAUAGUCUAUCAUGAUAUUAUGGCUCUAUUUUUACUUGGGGUGCUGCUUUAUUGGCUUUGAAAACACUGUAAAAUAAGCUCAGUAAUGUUACCAUGAGAUAAAAAGAUGUAUUCCUGCCUAAGAAUUACUUGCGUGUUUGUUAUGGACAUUUAAUUCAUAUGGUGUUUACAGAACUACUUUUGUAACUUCCAGACUUUCUAAAACAUUCCGCUUAAAAACUGUAUAAAAUACAAUUGCAAAGUCUCUGCUGUCAAGGUAAAUACAAGAGGAAGCAAGUGGCUAUGUAUGCUUGUAACCUUCAGUUGCAUACAGAGGUAAGAACACCUCACGGCUGCACUGAGAUCAUGGUUUGCACAGACCACCUAUUAAUUCUGAGGUCCAAAUAGGUGCAGAGAUGAGACUAUUCCUAUUCACGUUGAAGUGAUUUGCUUUGUUUAAAACAAAAAAAUCGCAGCUAUUGUCUUUCAUUUUUCUACUGAGAACUUUACAUUAGUCCCUUAUUAGAAUAAGGUUGCUACUCAAUCUUUUUUUCUUUUUAAGGCUGAAUUUCAUCAUUUAUCUAAAGAGAAAAAUAUGCAAAAUGACUGGUCUUGUUAAGAGUGCAAUAUUAUAUUUUUAUGUAAAAAUAAAAUUGGGGGGAUUAUUUAUUCAGCAUGAAACUUAGUAUGUAUAUGUUUGAAGCACUUCAUAAUAUGCAUGUUGUAACCAAUAUUUCUGUAAACUAUCACAAGCUCUGUUACCUUUGUACACACUGCCACUUCAGAGUGGGGAUAAAUUUCAUAAAAAUAGA